Messenger RNA from Solenopsis invicta (red fire ant), 2342 nucleotides. RefSeq names its product guanine nucleotide-binding protein subunit gamma-e (gene Ggamma30A). Gene Ontology annotation, cellular component: heterotrimeric G-protein complex. The transcript has 2 exons. The record is from RefSeq and is a predicted model, not a curated record. Gene Ontology annotation, biological process: sensory perception of taste; phospholipase C-activating G protein-coupled receptor signaling pathway. Gene Ontology annotation, molecular function: G-protein beta-subunit binding. Bases 29 to 247 code for a protein of 72 amino acids. NCBI's taxonomy places the organism in Eukaryota, Metazoa, Arthropoda, Insecta, Hymenoptera, Formicidae.
UUGCGACAAGGGGGGUGCGGCUGUAACCAUGGAUCCCAGUGUACUCGCCACCAUGGACAAGGACGCACUGAAGAAGCAGAUCGAGAACAUGAAGUAUCAGGCGUCCAUGGAACGGUGGUCCCUGUCGAAGAGCAUCACGGCGAUGCGGGAGUACGUGGAAGAAAACGAGAAGAAUGACCCACUGAUACACGCGCCCGACAAGAAGAACAAUCCCUGGGCCGAGAAAGGCAAGUGCAUAAUCAUGUAAUCGGGGCCAGAGCGGAGGAAGGGCAACAGAAGAAGAAGGAAGCGUGCGUACGAAGGAGGAGAGGAGUCGGUCGUUCAUCCGCGGCAAAACGUAUCUCAGGCAGAGAUCACGGCGGGAAAGAGAGGAAGAGUAGGAGGAGGAGAAGCGCGCACACACAGAGGAGGAAAAGGAAGAGAUGCCGCCGGUAGACGUUCGCGGAUCUACCCGAUCGUCGGAACGACCACCGUCCACCGGCCUCCCCCGCGGAAAUAAAAACGUUGAUACGAUCGAUCCCGCAGUCGAUCCAUCGAUCCAAGAUCGAAAUGUUUCGAGCAAAUCGUUUGCCGGACCGUUCCGUUCCUCCGGAUGGAAUACUGUUCUACGAUCGCGCGGCGUGCGGCUUCGCUGGCCAAAAGAUUCCCGAUUUGUGUCGUCCCAUCAAGUAUAUCGUUAUCCUUCGUUAAUCGUGACAUUUGAGACGUAAUCGUUAUUCGUUGAGAUAUACUCCUAAAAUAUUCGAAGCUUGUGCAUCGAUCGGCCCGUUGACACAGACGAAAGGGGAAAUUUAAAAACGGGCAAAAAUAAGGAAAAAGAAACAAAAAUAGUUUCAAAAAGAUAAAACGAUACCGCGAUCCUGCCUGUGAGGCAAUCGUGUGCCCUUCAACAAUUUGCGUCGAAUUUAAAAUAUUUAACGUUCGUAUAACACCAAGAAGAAGCAGAGAGGAGAAGCGAGAAGAAAGGGAAGGAAAAAUCGGGCGGAUCACUUCCGCCUGGCUCGUUCGACGUCGAAUCAACUGCCGUAUGCCGCGCGACCUCGCCCUGCACAUCUUAUUCGCCGAUGCACUUGCCGUGUAAAACUCUCUCCAUUCACCGAUCAACCCACGAACGCAAUUUAUUCUUAACGUUACGUGUAUACGUCGUAAGCAAAUAAUUAUUUUAAGAAAAUACCGUUUGACUAGAAAAAUGCUGUCUGCCUGGUCAAAUGGCUUUCGCUCGUCUGUUUUUGCGUUCAAGUGCUAUUUCCCUAAGCAAAUGAUAUUUAGCGAAGCAUGCAAAAUGCUUGACCAAUUAUCUUUUUAUACAAUAGUCUUUUUACCUUUUCUUUACUUUUUCAAUUACCGUUUCAAUCACGAUUCUCUUUUUUUUUAUCUUCGACUUUACCUCGUAUAGUGUAAAAGUACGUACGGACGAUGGAUGGUUCCCGCCUUUCCGUGCCAGAGAGAGAGAGAGAGAGAGAGAGAGAGAGAGAGAGAGAGAGAGAGAGUGGAAUCUGAAAAAUCUAAUCAAAUCCAAAUCAAAUAUUUAUUGCGAUUGAUCACAUUGGUAUUGAUCACGUUUCUGGUCCGAAAUGGCAGCGUAGUCAAUUGGAACGUAGUCAAUAUCAACGUGGCCCGUGACUCGAACUUUUUCACUAUCGUAUUUUUGUUUUAUAAAAUACAAAUGAUUUUUAUUUUUCAAAGAAGCGUUUAUAUAAAUACUAUUUGACUAAGAAAAUAGCAUUUGAACACAAAUAAACGGUUGAAAGCUAUUUGAUCAAGCAGAUAGCAUUUGUUUAUAUAAUGAAAAGCUAUUUUUCUAAAAUAACUAUUUGUCUACGACAUAUACAUAAAUAUAUAUACAGUUAUUAUUAUAUAUAUAAUAGUAAAAAUAAUAAUAAUAAUUAUAAUAUACAUAUACACUUGUAUGUAUCUUUGCGCGAAUUUCUUACGAAAAUAUACAACAUGACCAGCGACUGAAGUCCAAAUCCUGUUUUCUGUAUUUAUUACUCGUCUCAAGGAAAUGUUGUCGAUCGAAUCUUUAUUUUAAUGGAAUCUCAAUCGGCUACCGCAGCAUGCCACUCAAUUCUCUCUCUUCGUCUCUUUUUCUCUUCCUCCCAUCUUGUCGUCUGACUAGUUGCUAACAGUUUCUACUGACAGUCGUUGAUGGGUUUGCAAGACUCUGAAAUCAUUACACUUUUCGUCUUAAUUUCUAAUUAAUUGGUUAUUAAGAUACGACGAGAUAAUGCGCUUCCGUCAUUUGUGACAUGCGCAUGGGAUUCCGUAAUUGAUAAAGAAUUUUCGUGUUUUAAUUUCUUAUUAACUUUUAACUUGAAUAUUAAAUAAAUGACAAAAUGUUC